Silurus meridionalis is the source of this 2075-nucleotide messenger RNA. RefSeq names its product desmin a (gene desma). The transcript has 10 exons. Bases 83 to 1549 code for a protein of 488 amino acids. Gene Ontology annotation, cellular component: Z disc; intermediate filament; sarcolemma. Gene Ontology annotation, biological process: skeletal muscle organ development. The record is from RefSeq and is a predicted model, not a curated record. NCBI's taxonomy places the organism in Eukaryota, Metazoa, Chordata, Actinopteri, Siluriformes, Siluridae.
UCCUGGCCACUGAUCAUCAUUCUAUCCAGGUCUGUCAACCCGGUUACUUUCUUUCCAGUACACACCCCAUAACAUCACAACCAUGAGCAAGGCUUACUCCUCAUCUGCCGAGACGGCUUCUUCCUACCGCCGAACCUUCGGCUCAGGCCUGGGCUCGACCAUGUCCAGCUCUUUGUUUGGCCGCGGCUCUUCUGGCUCUUCACGCCUUUCCUCCAGAGUCUAUGAGGUGACCAAGAGCUCUUCUUCUCCUGUUUACUCAAGCCACCGCUCUGGAGGCUUUGGUGGAGCAGUAACACGCUCUUAUGCAGGUAUGGGUGGCAAGCUGGACUUUAGCCUGGCUGAUGCCAUGAACCAGGAUUUCCUGCACACACGCACCAACGAGAAGGCCGAGCUACAGCACCUGAAUGAUCGCUUUGUCAGUUACAUUGAGAAGGUGCGCUUCCUUGAGCAGCAGAACCAGGCCCUGUCUGUAGAGAUUGAGCGCCUAAGGGGCCGUGAGCCAACACGUAUUGCUGAGAUGUACGAGGAGGAGAUGAGGGAGCUGCGCAGGCAGGUCGACACUCUGACCAACCAGAGAGCGUGCGUAGAGGUGGAGCGAGAUAACCUGUCUGAUGACCUACAGAAACUCAAGCUCAGACUUCAAGAGGAGAUCCACCAGAAAGAAGAGGCUGAGAACAACCUCUCUGCUUUCAGAGCUGAUGUUGAUGCUGCCACUCUUGCCCGGCUGGACCUGGAGAGACGCAUUGAGAGUCUUCAUGAGGAGAUUGCCUUCCUCAAGAAGAUCCAUGAGGAGGAGAUUCGUGAACUGCAGAGCCAGAUGCAGGAUACUCAGGUCCAGGUCCAAAUGGACAUGUCUACACCUGACCUGUCCUCUGCUCUGAGGGAUAUCCGCACCCAGUACGAGGGCAUUGCAGCCAAGAACAUUUCAGAAGCUGAGGAGUGGUACAAGUCCAAGGUAUCAGAUUUGAACCAAGCUGUAAACAAGAACAACGAUGCACUGAGACAGGCCAAGCAGGAGACUAUGGAGUUUCGCCACCAAAUCCAAUCCUACACCUGCGAGAUCGAUUCCCUUAAGGGCACCAACGAGUCUCUGAUAAGGCAGAUGAGGGAGAUGGAAGAAAGGACGGGUCGCGAGGCUAGUGGUUAUCAGGACACCAUUGCUCGUCUAGAUGCUGAGAUUGCCAAAAUGAAAGAUGACAUGGCUCGUCACCUUCGUGAGUACCAGGAACUCCUUAAUGUCAAAAUGGCCCUGGAUGUGGAAAUCGCCACCUACAGGAAGUUGCUGGAGGGAGAGGAGAGCAGGAUCUCUCUGCCAGUGCAGACAUAUUCCUCCUUAAGCUUCAAAGGUGAUUCCAGAGGUUUCACAGAGGCCAGCGCAGAGCAGUUCUCACAGCCACGUUCCUCUGAGAUCCACUCCAAGAAAACAGUUCUGAUCAAGACCAUAGAGACCCGUGACGGAGAGUCUAAAACUUCUCACAAGGCAAUGAACGCCAUGAGCGCUCAGUGUGUUGUCAGUGAAUCCACACAGCACCAGCAAGACAUCAAUUAAGACGGAGAAGAGAAACGUGAGAUGCAACGCGAACAGAAACAGAAUUUGAAUCCGAAUUAAAUCCAGACAUUUCCAAGCUACAUAUGCCUUCCCUAUUUUUAUAUAUAUAAAUAAUAACCUCACUGAUGCUAUGACCUGCAAUUCCAGGCAGCUAUGAAAGUAUAAAGGAGACUAAGGUGAAAGUGUGCAAAGGCCGAAUGAUUACGAAUGAAGAUGAAACUGUGGCAGCCAUUUGUUAAAAAGAAUGUCAAUAUUCAACUGCCAUUUCUUAGAAUUUUGUAUGCAAGUGUAUGUGUGUGCUUGUGAGUAAGUGGGUCACAUGCGCAUCAUGAUUUACCGCUUACCACCAUAUGAGGCCUGCUAAUUGAUUUUGUGGUUUCAUUAAAAUGAAACUUGAAACAAUCGUCUAACAUACUGCAUGAUAUGACCACAUAAAUGUCGAUGUCUCAGCAACAUGAGUCACAGUUAAAGGUUCACAGAUUUGGGAAAGGGGAUCUACAAUUAAAACCUGUAACAUUAUAUCAAA